AUGGAGGUAAGCAGGGAAGGGGAUGGGGGGAUGGUGGGAGGGGACGGGGGGGACGCUAGGAGGGGGACGGGGGAAAGGAGGGAAGGGCGCGGGGGAAGCAGGGAAGGGGAUGGGUGGGAGCAGGGACAGGGAAGGGGAUGGGGGGAAGCAGGGAAGGGGAUGGGGGGAAGCAGGGAAGGGGAUGUGGGGGAAGAGGGAAGGGAUGGGGAGGGGGAUGGGGAGGUGACGGAUGGGGAGGUGAGGGAUGGGGAGGUGACGGAUGGGGAGGUGAGGGAUGGGGAGGUGACGGAUGGGGAGGUGAGGGAUGGGGAGGUGACGGAUGGGGAGGUGAGGGAUGGGGAGGUGACGGAUGGGGAGGUGAGGGAUGGGGAGGUGACGGAUGGGGAGGUGAGGGAUGGGGAGGUGACGGAUGGGGAGGUGAGGGAUGGGGAGGUGACGGAUGGGGAGGUGAGGGAUGGGGAGGUGAGGGAUGGGGAGGUGAGGGAUGGGGAGGUGACGGAUGGGGAGGUGACGGAUGGGGAGGUGACGGAUGGGGAGGUGACGGAUGGGGAGGUGAGGGAUGGGGAGGUGACGGAUGGGGAGGUGACGGAUGGGGAGGUGACGGAUGGGGAGGUGAGGGAUGGGGAGGUGACGGAUGGGGAGGUGAGGGAUGGGGAGGUGACGGAUGGGGAGGUGAGGGAUGGGGAGGUGAGGGAUGGGGAGGUGAGGGAUGGGGAGGUGACGGAUGGGGAGGUGACGGAUGGGGAGGUGAGGGAUGGGGAGGUGACGGAUGGGGAGGUGAGGGAUGGGGAGGUGACGGAUGGGGAGGUGACGGAUGGGGAGGUGACGGAUGGGGAGGUGAGGGAUGGGGAGGUGACGGAUGGGGAGGUGAGGGAUGGGGAGGUGACGGAUGGGGAGGUGAGGGAUGGGGAGGUGACGGAUGGGGAGGUGAGGGAUGGGGAGGUGACGGAUGGGGAGGUGAGGGAUGGGGAGGUGACGGAUGGGGAGGUGAGGGAUGGGGAGGUGACGGAUGGGGAGGUGAGGGAUGGGGAGGUGAGGGAUGGGGAGGUGAGGGAUGGGGAGGUGACGGAUGGGGAGGUGACGGAUGGGGAGGUGACGGAUGGGGAGGUGAGGGAUGGGGAGGUGACGGAGGGAGGUGGGGAGGUGACGGAUGGGGAGGUGACGGAUGGGGAGGUGACGGAUGGGGAGGUGAGGGAUGGGGAGGUGACGGAUGGGGAGGUGAGGGAUGGGGAGGUGACGGAUGGGGAGGUGAGGGAUGGGGAGGUGAGGGAUGGGGAGGUGAGGGAUGGGGAGGUGACGGAUGGGGAGGUGACGGAUGGGGAGGUGAGGGAUGGGGAGGUGACGGAUGGGGAGGUGAGGGAUGGGGAGGUGACGGAUGGGGAGGUGACGGAUGGGGAGGUGACGGAUGGGGAGGUGACGGAUGGGGAGGUGACGGAUGGGGAGGUGACGGAUGGGGAGGUGACGGAUGGGGAGGUGACGGAUGGGGAGGUGACGGAUGGGGAGGUGACGGAUGGGGAGGUGAGGGAUGGGGUAGGCUCCGCGAGCGGCUUGGGGCAAUCUGGAGGGGAUUGUGAUGGCGCUGUGGACGGGAGAGUGAUGGCGCUGGGACAGAGAAUGGGAGGGCGUUGGGGAUGGGUCGUUACCUGGAAAUGGGAUGAGUGUGAGGGAAUGCGAUGGCGCCGGGGUAGAGAGUGUGAGAGCGCUGUGGGAGAGAAUAUGAGGGCGCUGUGGGAGAGAAUAUGA
Molecule: messenger RNA, 1743 nt
Organism: Closterium sp. Yama58-4
Lineage: Eukaryota; Viridiplantae; Streptophyta; Zygnematophyceae; Desmidiales; Closteriaceae
Source: the annotation of a GenBank genome assembly